AUGGGUCGAAAUAUUUCGAUGAUAUCAAUUGUACUUAUAGGUUUCGUUUUAUUUGCCUUUGCUAAAGGCGAAAAUUGUGAAUCACCACAAUUCCAAGUUAGUUCAUAUUCAACAAAAGAUGCACGUCUUACAGCUGAAUCAGCAGCUCAACUUGAAAUAACAAUUAAAUGCAAAAGUGGAAAACAACCAAAUACUCUUUAUGCUGAUAUGUAUGGACAAGUUGUUCCUUGUGCUCAAUCAAUUUCAUCACCAGGAAAAUAUUAUGUUAGUGUAGCAGCUGCUACUCAUAAACAAUUAGCUAAAGGUUCUACAGUUGUUAAAUUAUAUGAUGACGAAUCAUAUUCAGCAUUACGUAAAGCUCGAACGGAAGAUGCAGUUAAAGCAGCUAAACCAUUUGGUGUAGUUGAAAUAAAUCAUCCAGGUGCAAGUUAUGGUCCAUGGUUACCAAGUGAAUUUUUUGCUGUUAUUAUUUUUGGACUUAUUUGGUGGGCUGCAUAUCGAGAACGAUCGAAAAUACUUACAUGA
Messenger RNA from Rotaria sordida, 525 nucleotides. Lineage: Eukaryota; Metazoa; Rotifera; Eurotatoria; Philodinida; Philodinidae. The record is from the annotation of a GenBank genome assembly.